AUGACGAUCGACAGUGACGGGACUACCAUUGGCGUAGAUUUUACGGCGACUGGGAAUAUUUCUAAUGGGUCGCAGUGCACCUUCUACACGUGGAGUCGGCAGACCAACUCAGCUGGCUUCCUCCGGAUCUUCUCCACCAUUUCGGUGUUGACGGUCCUGGUGGUGGUUGUUGUGCUGGGAAAUGCGAUGGUAAUUGCCGCCGUUUUGCUGCGACGACGCCUACGCUCGGCCACCGGGCUACUCAUCCUUUCUCUGGCGUUUGCCGAUCUUUUGGUCGGCACCGUCAUCCUGCCCUUCAGUAUUGCCAACGAGGUGCUGAGCGAGUACUGGAUCUUUGGCCAGACGUGGUGCACGAUGUGGGUGACAAUGGACAUUUGGAUGUGCACCGCAUCCAUCUACAACCUCGUCGCCAUCUCCAUCGACCGCUACAUAGCCAUCAUCAAGCCGCUCAACUACCCAAUGCUGGUCACGAAAUUCCGUGCCCGUUGCAUCGUCGCGUUCAUCUGGGUCUCGUCGUUCCUCAUCUGCUCGCCAUCAUUUAUACUAGCGUCUACUGCAAAAGAAACUGGCAACUGUAAAUGCACACCAGCGGACGCUGGUCGUGUUUACGUCAUAUUCAGUGCUAGCAGCAGCUUCUAUAUUCCGAUGAUUGUCGUUAUAUUCGUCUAUAUGAGAAUUUAUAUUGCGGCCAGGGCGGCGACAAAGAGCAUCUACAGCGGGAUGAUGCAGGUGACAGCGAACGCGAACAAGAACGCCCGCAGCUAUCUGAUGAGCCAUCCAACGGCUAUCAACAAAGAAUCGCUGCCGAUGUUGCGAGUACAUCGUGGCUCAAAUGUCGCCGCGUUCAAGACGUCAGUGUGCGACAAGACGAGAAACGGCAGCGGUUCGCCCUGCAUGCUCACCAGAAAUCCGGCCAACGUCUCCAAGGACGGGCUGCCGACCUACGAACAAACCAAGGCCGACAGUACAAUGCCAGAGCGGAAAUCCACUACCGGCUCUCAGGGGGCUCUAGCUUGUGCCAAGGCAAUUCCCGAGCGAUCGAGCACUGAGUCGGAGACGAGUCCAUUGGGAACACCGACAAAAUGCGAAAAAACGCUGCUCGAGCAGGACGAAGAUGAGGUGACAAAGAAGCCGACGGGGGGCUGGCGUCCCAAGAAUCCAUUGGCCAGGCUGAUGAGGCGAGCGCCAAAGAACAAGGUCGGCGGCGCCUACGAAAAACGCCUCUCCCUCGAAAUCAAGGCCGCCAAAACCGUGGCCAUCGUCACAGGCUGCUUCAUCCUGUGCUGGCUGGGCUUUUCCCUGGUCUACGGUCUAAACCUAAAGACCUCCCCCGUCAUGUGGAGCAUCCUAUUCUGGCUCGGCUACCUAAAUUCGGCGCUGAACCCGGUCAUCUACACCGUGUUCAACCGCGAGUUCCGCAUCUGCUUCAAGCGGUUGCUCACUUGCCACCACCUCAAUCACACGACCAACAACGUCAAGACGUACACCAACAACACCAACAACAACUCGUACAACAGCGCGGCGCGGCCGGGCGCGCUGAAGACGCAGCGCAACUCGUCCCCGCCGCACAUGUACGCCUACACCCCCUCGCCCCUGCCAACCACCGAGCCAACCCCGAACCGUGAUCUG
Mesorhabditis spiculigera is the source of this 1629-nucleotide messenger RNA. The record is from the annotation of a GenBank genome assembly. Lineage: Eukaryota; Metazoa; Nematoda; Chromadorea; Rhabditida; Rhabditidae.